Odobenus rosmarus divergens (Pacific walrus) is the source of this 1265-nucleotide messenger RNA. It is a transcript of the gene TMEM185A, whose product is annotated as transmembrane protein 185A. Gene Ontology annotation, cellular component: dendrite. The record is from RefSeq and is a predicted model, not a curated record. The transcript has 7 exons. Bases 207 to 1259 code for a protein of 350 amino acids. Lineage: Eukaryota; Metazoa; Chordata; Mammalia; Carnivora; Odobenidae.
UACGGAAGCCCGGAAGGAGGGGAGGGAGGCGGUGGCUCAGGUUUCUCCGGGCGGCGGCGGCGGCGGCGGCGGUGGCGGCGGCGGCGGCGGCGGCGGCUGUGGUGGGGACGCGGCUCGCGCCGGCACCAUGAACCCGCUGUAACGCGCAGGCAGCGCGGCGCGGGGGGAGGGGGGAGGAGGAGGCCGCCGCGGCGAAGUUCUCCGCCAUGAACCUGAGGGGCCUCUUCCAGGACUUCAACCCGAGUAAAUUCCUCAUCUAUGCCUGUCUCCUGCUGUUCUCUGUGCUGCUGGCCCUUCGUCUGGAUGGCAUCAUUCAGUGGAGUUACUGGGCUGUCUUUGCUCCAAUAUGGCUGUGGAAGUUGAUGGUCAUUGUUGGAGCCUCAGUUGGAACUGGAGUCUGGGCACGAAAUCCCCAAUAUCGAGCAGAAGGAGAAACGUGUGUGGAGUUUAAAGCCAUGUUAAUUGCAGUGGGCAUCCACUUGCUCCUGUUGAUGUUUGAAGUUCUGGUCUGUGACAGGAUUGAAAGAGGAAGCCAUUUCUGGCUUCUGGUCUUCAUGCCGCUGUUCUUUGUCUCCCCGGUGUCCGUUGCAGCUUGUGUUUGGGGCUUUCGACAUGACAGGUCACUAGAGUUAGAAAUACUGUGUUCUGUCAACAUCCUGCAGUUUAUAUUCAUUGCCUUAAGACUGGACAAGAUCAUCCACUGGCCCUGGCUUGUCGUGUGUGUCCCUCUGUGGAUUCUCAUGUCCUUUCUGUGCCUGGUGGUCCUCUAUUACAUCGUGUGGUCUGUCCUGUUCCUGCGUUCCAUGGAUGUGAUUGCAGAACAGCGAAGGACACACAUAACAAUGGCACUGAGCUGGAUGACCAUCGUCGUGCCUCUCCUUACUUUUGAGAUCCUGUUGGUUCACAAACUGGACGGCCACAACGCAUUCUCUUGUAUCCCGAUAUUUGUCCCUCUUUGGCUUUCCUUGAUCACUCUGAUGGCAACCACAUUUGGACAGAAGGGAGGAAACCACUGGUGGUUUGGGAUUCGCAAGGAUUUCUGUCAAUUUCUGCUUGAAAUCUUCCCGUUUUUGAGAGAAUACGGAAACAUUUCCUAUGACCUCCAUCAUGAAGAUAAUGAGGAAACAGAAGAAACCCCAGUUCCAGAACCUCCUAAAAUUGCUCCAAUGUUUCGGAAGAAGACCAGGGUGGUUAUCACCCAGAGCCCUGGGAAAUACGUCCUCCCGCCUCCCAAAUUAAAUAUCGAAAUGCCAGAUUAGACACCA